GAGGAGGGAAGUGGAGGCGGCGGCGGCGUCUGUGGGCCAGGCGGAAUCGCUGCAGUGACUGGCGGGCGUCAGGGGCAGCCAGGUGGCAUUUUUCCUCUCAGCAGUCCUACUACAAGCCCUGGAUGCAAAUUCUGCUGCUGGUUAGAGCACAUUAAUUGGAGUAACAACUAUGGACUUUGUUAUGAAGCAAGCCCUUGGGGGGGCCACCAAAGACAUGGGGAAGAUGUUGGGGGGUGAGGAGGAGAAGGACCCAGAUGCCCAGAAGAAGGAGGAGGAGAGGCAGGAGGCCCUACGGCAGCAGGAGGAAGAACGCAAAGCCAAGCAUGCUCGCAUGGAGGCAGAACGGGAAAAAGUCCGGCAGCAAAUUCGAGACAAGUAUGGCCUGAAGAAGAAGGAGGAGAAGGAGGCUGAAGAGAAGGCCGCCCUGGAGCAGCCAUGUGAGGGCAGCCUGACCCGCCCCAAGAAAGCCAUUCCAGCUGGUUGUGGGGAUGAGGAGGAGGAGGAGGAAGAGAGCAUCCUGGACACCGUUCUCAAGUACCUACCUGGGCCUCUCCAGGACAUGUUCAAGAAGUAACCCUGGCCCAACUCCACCCAUUCUCAACAGUCCCAUUUUUGUUUUUAUCUUUUUUUUCCACUUUCCAUUCAGUAUGAAUUUUGAAGGGCAAACCUCAUUUGGCCUCGUCCUCCACACACACCUCCACCCCUCACAUGGACUGUGGGACCCAAGCCCCUCACCUUUGGCCGGAAACUCCCAGGGCUCCCUCCCUAUUCAGUACUGUCCCCUGACCCCACAGUGCCCUGGGCCUCUUGAGGAGCCCUAGGGAAAGAAGGCUGCUGGCCUGGGCUGAGGGCCAGAAACUAGGACCAAACCAUUGAUGACCUCAGGAGAGGCCCGGGAUGUGCCGAAGUGGGAGGAGAGGCCUGACCACUGAGUCCCACAUGCACACACUCCUCCCGAACCUCUUCCCACCAGGAACAUUCCUCAUGCCUUGAGCAUGAUUUCCACUGCCAGAAAGGGGAGAGAGGGCCAGGACGGUGGGCCCUAGGGGAAGGAAGUCAGAGGAGAAGAGGGUCGGAUUGCCUAUUCUUUCUCCUCUACUCCCCUAGAGAUCACUGAAGCUCUAAGCCCUGCUGCCCAGCCCCAAUGGGUCAAAACACCCAACACAUUCCAGCCCUGCCCAACAUAGCCCAAGGAGGAGGGGGCAAGGGCCAGUGCUGGACCCUUCAUUAGGCAGCCCAUCAGCCAAUCCCAGAGGAAAGUGGAGCAGAUCUCUGUUCCUUCACAUCUCCCUAGGCCUCCUCAAUCUCACUUCAGUUCCACGGACUCAGCCCACCAUGGUAAGAACAGCCCCUCCCAGCCUAGUCCCUCCCUGUUCCUGGCCAGACCUGGGAGUCGCAAGGAAGAUCAAUCGACUGUGGGAGGUAUCAUUAGAGUCUCUUAGUUCCCAACCCUGGCCUUAUUCCCUUUUCAUCAAUGACCUAGAUAGGACCAGUAGUAUAGGGAGGGUCAGAGAAGGGCCUGUGCCCUAACCAAAGGAGUAUUCUGGAGUUUUGAGGGGCCACUGGGUAGAGAUCAGGCAGGGUACUACCAGGAAGGUUGACUCCCAUUGCCACAAAUAUGGCAGCCUGGCCUUUCCCUUGUCAGUGGAGCAGAUCCUUCCCACAGGGCAAUAAAAGGUUGUCCCUGGGAUACCACUGUACCCUAGGAAGCUUCCACCCUCUACUCAUAUCUUUGUGGCCGCUGUGGAGCCUAAUCUAUAAAGGGGGUAGCGUGAGUCCUUCUCUCCUGAAAAGGCACGCUAGGCCCUCCCUCCCCCAGCCUGGGGUCCUCACCUUAAUAGGGUAGCCCCUUCCAAAUACACACUAACAGUUGGAGCCAUCGGGCAGCAUCAGUCCUCGACCAGAAAACAUCUAGUGGAGAGGAUAUGCUGCUCCUCUCCCCACCCCCCAGCCCAUCCAGGCGCUUCCAGGGCCCUGAGUGGACAACAUGUUCAGGAGGUUCCACUGGCCCCCAAGAGGGCUCCCCAUAAGCAGGGCUCAGGCUGAGGCACUUAAGGCAGACUCACCUACAAUUUAGCCCUGAUCCCAUGGGAAAAGACAGCCCCAGCUGAGCUGCUGCCCUCUCAUUCUGGCUGAGGAUCUGUCUGCCCAUAUGCUAAGCCCCAAAGCAGGCAUCUGUCCUUCCAUCUAUUGGUCUGUCUUGUGGCUAGGAAAAAAUUCUCCUCUCAGAUGUGCCAAGGAAAGCCCUACCCACCUGACUCAAGCCUAACCUACCCUACCCUCCCAUACCCAAUACUCUGCCUCUCCUCCAUUCUGAGAAUUCCUGGGGCAGGGAGGAUUGUGAACGUGAAAGUAUGUAUGAAUGUGGGUGGAAUGAGAGUGGCAGUGGCAGAAUGGGUAUGUCUAUAGUUGGGAUGGUGUGAAUGUAUGUGUUAUAAAUAUGCAUGUGUGUAUGGAUGUGUCAAAGAUUGUAUGUGUAUCUUUUAGAGAUUGUUCUUAUAUGUGUGUGUAUCAGAGAUUGUGUUAGAGACUACAAGAAGGCUAGGGAUUCAAAUAUGUACGUAUAAAGAUUGUGUGGGUGUGUGUUUUAGAAAGUGUGUAUGUGUGCUAGAGAUUGUGUGUCCAUAUCAUAGAUUGUCUAUAUUAGAGAGGAUGUAUGUGUGUGUAUGUGUUGAAGAUUAUGUGUUAAAAAUGACAUGUGUUAGAGAAUGUUUAUGUGUAUGGGGAGGGAUGUUAUUACAGGGUUAUGUUUCUGGGUGUGUGUGUGUAUGUAUGUGUGUGUGUGUGUGUGUGUGUGUGUGUGCGAGUGAAAAUGCAUGUAUAACACUUCAGGCUGGCUGGAUGACUGAGAAUGGUAGCAGGAACUGGGAAAUAUCUUUUCUUCUCCCUUAGACCAAUCAAUUCCUACCUAUCACCACUCCUGGAGCAGAGGUGAGAGGAGAAGUUUUUCCUACAAGUCCAAGACUUUCCCUCUUCCCCUGGGCUCCCUGAGCCAAGCCUUUGCCAUCCUCCUCCCUCCUUGGAUGUGAUGGGGAGAAUCCUGUUUGGGUCCUGGGAAGCACUUGGCAGCUCAGACUGGUCUGAGUGGCCAUGGGAGGAACAGGACUGUCCUUUGUCCCUAUAACAGAGAAGCCAUGCUGGAUAUGGGGUGGAAGAGGGAGAUGCCUCAAAGAGGGUUGCUAUGCCUGCCCCUCGCCGCCCCACCACCACCACCAUUUUUCACCAUCACCCCAGUUUGCAUACUGGGGUGUUUCAUUUUAGAGAAUUUUUCCUUUAAUUUCAAAAGAGAAAGCAGCUCACGUCGUAUCUUCUCUGUCCGUUUCCAAUAGUUAAAGCCAUAUCAGUUAGACUGCAAUACUUUAAAGAUGAGGGGGAAAAAAACCAUAGAUUUAAGAAAACCAGAAAGGGAGUUUUGUUCAUCCCCUCUGUCCUGGGGUGAUCUGUUUCUCCAGCCCCCAGGUCUUCCCUUUCCCCCAACUCCCAAUUCCUUCCCCUGCCUCUUUGUGCCCUAGUCUCUGGCCCCCAGGGUCAUGUAUUUGUGAGUGUGUCCAUGUAUGUCUCUGUAACGGGGAAAAUUUAACCUCCUCAACUGCUGUAUCACCCCAUUGUUGUCUCUGCUUGUCCAUGGUCGCUGGAGUAAGAUGGUCACUCUGCAAGGUCUUGUGGAGCCAGAAGUGAAGGGUAAACUGGGGCUAAGGGCGUGCUGAGCAGAAACUGAAUAGUCCUUUAGCCAUUUGCCUCUCUUAAGAGAAUGUUAGUGGUUCUUGUCAUCUGUCAUCAUCAUGAGCUCCAGGGAGAAAUAUCAGAGGUUCCUUUGACUUCCAGGGACCAACCCCAAUGUGUGUAUCUUCAGGAAAAGAAAGAGGUCUGGUAAUUCUCAGCCAAACAUAGGGUCUGUAGACAUGCAAGGGGAUGCCCAAUUAUAAGAGGUCCAAAGAUCCGCAAAGGAAUUCCCAGACAUAUGGGGGGGGGGGUCCUGCAGAAAUACAAGGGGAUUUCCAGUGGUACAUACAGAGAGAAUCCAAGUCACACAAGGAGUCUACUGACAUAUAAGGGGAUUCCCAGGAGUACAAAUGAGUUUGAAAUCAGGGGAAAAAAAAAACCUUUGACAGAAAAAGAAAAGGUCUGCAAACAUAUAUAAAGAAUUUCCGGGUGUAGAAAGAGUAAUAUACCUACUUAGUGGAAGGGAUCCCUGGGGCCUUCAGCUGCCUAGGGCCUUCUCCUUCAAAAGAGCCUGUUUAGACUCCCAAAGUACACCCUUCCUCUCCCCCAGGGCCCAGGACUGCUGCUCCUGCUGCUGCCACAGGCCAAGCAGAGGCGGGCCCUUGAGGGUAGCUAGUUCUCCACUAAGACCUUUCCACACACAUACCAGACCUCCUACAAGUUCAGGACUUAACCACUAGCUUCCCCGGAAAGCCCCACCACCCCCAAGGUGCUGGCUUCCUUGGGGACCACUCCUAAGAAACAGGAGAAGGAGAAAGAUACACUCCAGGGGACUGUGACUCUAAUCCCAGUCAGGCUUUGCCCAAUCCAGGCAUCCCCAGGCAGCAGGUCAAGGAGGGAUCUGGAGAUGACAUAAUGUGUGUAUGGCACAUUGGCCAUUGGGAAAGGGGUACCGUGUAGGUAGUACAUUGUUAGGGGGAUAUAAGUAUGGCACAUGAAUUAAGAAAUGUGAUAGACGUGUAUGUCACCCACACUGACUACAAUAGCUGAUUGUAAGACACUACCUAGAGAAGGUAUGUGUGUGUGUGGUACACAGGAAGGGGGAAGGGGUGAUGUAUGGAGCACAAUCUGAGAGGUUACGAAUAUUUGCAUUCAGUGCACAGACUGGGGGAUUUAUGUGUGUGUGUGUGUGUAUGUGUUUCUGUGUGAGAGAGAGAGGGAGAGAGAGAGAGAGAAAGAGAGAGAAAGAGAGGCUAGCAGUAGGGGGUGGCGGUAGUUAGGGCAUGGCAUACUACUUGGGGGCAGGGACUAGCUUAAGACAAACUGAUUCUAGCUUCUCUGCCCAGAUAAGCAAUGAGAUAAAAUCUGCUGACAGGGCAUAGUGUAGGUAAAUGGGAAAAGAGAAGGAGAAUAUGUGCUGCCAUCCAUGGAAAUCUGUUGGCACUUGAUAAUAGAGAAUGUGACGUAUGCAGGAUCCCCACCCGGGAAAACUCAUUGGUGAUUCAAGAAACCAAGUGCAUGUAGCAGAAAGGAAGGUGCAGUUAGCAUAUGUGUGCAUGAAGUGAAUGUGUUCAGAGCAGUGCAAAGGGCAGAGUUUGAGGGAAAGCCCUCUCCCACCCUUCUUCCCUGGCCAAGAACAGUCAGCUAGGAAGGAGAAAUAAAGGCCAGCUUUGCUCUAGACCCCCAGACCUCCCAUUUGGGUUCUUAUCUGAAAGGCUGGUGGAUGCCAUAUCUAAAACAUGGGGUAUCUGACAGAUGCAGGACUCCAAUGCCAUACUUCUUUAGGCAAUAAGUCUGCCCCUGGCAGCCUGGUUCCUGAGAUCCAUACAGAGAGACAAGAGACAGAAUAGCCAGGCUGAUAGCCAUACCCUGCCCUUAAUCCAAGAUGUAGACUCACUUCUCCAGGACUAAGUCACUUGUGAGUGGCUCUGGCUCCAUGAACCUGAGAAGAAGAAAAGGGAUCUCAGGAGAUAGUUUUAAAGGCAGGGAGUAGCCUCCCUAUUCACUGGAUCCAUCUGGAAGCUGGGGGCAGGACCCUAUCCCCCCAUUUCUGGACCCUCUACCUCCACCUUCCCCAGAGGCCCUUAGCCCUGGUCCCAGGGGGAAGAAGUGUGUGGUGUGGGGCCCUUAGGCCUGGCUGAGUGACCAUCUUGCUUUCCAUCAACCUCAGAGACAAUCCAAUCCCCAACCCUCCUGUGUGUAACUGUGUCCUUGUGGCCCCCCAUCCCCUGAAUGUGUCAGUGCCUGGGGGGAGGGGGGCUCUCUCCCACCCCCUUGAAUCUGACCUAAAGCCAUGGCUGCCGCUCCCCCCAUCCCCAAUCCCAACUUUGUAUGACGCAAAAAGCUAACUACGGAUGUACAAAAUCAACUGUGACCAAGAAAAGACA
Messenger RNA from Vombatus ursinus (common wombat), 6050 nucleotides. It is a transcript of the gene CPLX2, whose product is annotated as complexin 2. Gene Ontology annotation, cellular component: terminal bouton; SNARE complex. Gene Ontology annotation, biological process: synaptic vesicle exocytosis; neurotransmitter transport; regulation of neurotransmitter secretion. The transcript has 4 exons. Bases 170 to 574 code for a protein of 134 amino acids. Lineage: Eukaryota; Metazoa; Chordata; Mammalia; Diprotodontia; Vombatidae. The record is from RefSeq and is a predicted model, not a curated record. Gene Ontology annotation, molecular function: syntaxin binding.